Molecule: messenger RNA, 480 nt
Organism: Baudoinia panamericana UAMH 10762
Lineage: Eukaryota; Fungi; Ascomycota; Dothideomycetes; Mycosphaerellales; Teratosphaeriaceae
Exons: 1
Coding region: 9-278 (89 amino acids)
Source: RefSeq, a predicted model, not a curated record
UCUUCAUCAUGGGUGCUCCGGAGCGUAAGGACAAUUCGAAUCUGAGGAGUCUGCCAAUGACAUGCGCUGGAACCAGCUGGCUGGAGACUGCCUCGUACGAAUCCCAUGGUUUGGGAAAUCGACUUCAGCCCACAAUUUUUCACGCGGCUGACAAGCGAAGACGUCCGAGGUACCGAGCGCUCGCGAAGAGGAAUGCAGAAGAUCUCAGAAUCACUGAGACCAUAAAGUUCUUCUCAUGUGGUAGAAACACUAAGACGACAGGAGUAAUGUCCCCGUGAUGCCGAACGCACGAUCACCGAGGUUUCAGGUUAUACUGCACCUUCGGUUGCCUUGUGUGGUUUAUUCGACGGAAGCAAAAUGCAUCGCACAUCAUACUUCACCUCAUAUACAUGGAAUGCACGUUACGGAGGCUUCUGAAUAAUGUCUGGAGGGGUCCUAGAUCGCGCAGCUUCUGUUAUGUCCAGCCUUGAGAAGGCGGGU